GCGGCGGCCUGCUCGCUGGCGUCGGGGGCGUGGCCCAGCGGGGCGUGGCCCGACCGAGGCCUGCGCAGGCAGCGCGGGCGUGUGCCAGCGCAGGACGCGGUCGCCUGGCAGGGGGCGCCUGCGCCUGCGCCCGGCGUCUUCCCAGGCGGCGCUUGUGCCGCCCUGCCCGAGGAGGAGCAGCAGCAGCAGCAGCAGGCGGAGGACGACUUCGAGGACGAGGAAAAGAAUCGGGGAACCGAAAGCUGCUGCCGCUGCAUUGACGCGAGGACGCGGAAAAGAAUCGAGGAACCGAAAGCAG
Messenger RNA from Prorocentrum cordatum, 298 nucleotides. The record is from the annotation of a GenBank genome assembly. Lineage: Eukaryota; Dinophyceae; Prorocentrales; Prorocentraceae.